UGAAGCUGGGAUUAACUUUCGUAUAGGCGGUGACGUAAAUUAGAGUCCAAAGCUCAGCAUGUGUGUACAGAUGUUGUUUAGUUUGUUACAUAGCAUUUUUUGUGGGACAAAGGCUAAUCUUCUGGGACACAAACCUUACUGGUGAUCUUUAGAUCUUUAUUUUUCAGUGGACUCAGUAUCACUGCUUCCUCAGAAAAGAUCAUGUGUUUGCACUCUCCAGAUAGAUAGCCAGUACCACAAACAUGCGAUGCAUUGUUGAACUUGACAGUGACAGUGCUCUUAGAAAACCCUUGCAUGCUAACUUAAAAACUUCCCAGUGCCAACUACUGCAGGUACACAGAGGAACAUUAUCACACUGGUGAUGACUUGGGCUAGUCAGUAUGUCAUUUUAUUUUAUUUUAACAGAAAAAAAUCUUAAAGCAAACAUGCAAAGAUCACAUCACGGACCUGAGAAACAGGUGAACUUGCAGUUGUUGCACCAAAUGCAAACUCUGUGUCUGAAACUUACCCUCACAGAAAUAGUGUGGUUUUACUUUCAAACUGAUGCCUUAAAUACAGAUACUGGCUUGUUGGGGAGGGGAAAUAGUAAUUUUCAGUCUUAGGUGUCAUAGGCUUUACAUCCCUAAGCGUGACGUAGGAGGACAGACCAGGUGAAAACCAGGGUGUUUGCAUGUGGUUAAAUAGUUAUGGGUUUAUGCUCAUGGAAAGCAAUGUUUGACAAAUGUUAAACUGGUUUGACAAACUCUGUAGACCAGCGCUGCUGCCAAGAGAAGCGUCCCCAUUACUGCCUUUCUGCUGCGCCAUACCUUUACAGGCACAGUUAAAUGGAUGGUAAACUGGAAUUUGCACUGCUGAAAACUAACAUUCUUCCCUUCCCUCCUCCUUUGCAGAACUGUUUUGUCAGCUGGAGUAGUUUUCUAGUGUAGUUCACUAUGGACUCUUCAAACACCUGCUGCAGAAGAAAGUUCUGAGAAGAGUCAGGGAAAGGCAGGGUUGUGUCUUCUGGCAGCUCUGACCACUGAAGGUGUGAAAAGCAAGAACUGAGGAGAAAAACCAUGAAGGUAUUGGUUAUUGGCCUUGGAGGUGUAACAAAUGGGGGGAAAACAACACUGGCAGAAAAGCUUAAGAAAAUGCUUCCCAAUUGUGAUAUAAUCUGUCAAGAUGACUUCUUUAAGCCAGAGUCUGAAGUAGAAACAGAUGAACGUGGAUUUAAGCUGUAUGAUGUACUUGAUGCCCUUUAUAUGGAUGAAAUGGUGAAAAGUAUUCGCAAUUGGAUGAAAAGCCCAGCAAGCUCAGGUGUUGUGACAGAAGAGCCACAAAAUGCAUGUGACAAUCUGAAAAAUACAGAUGUUGUUUAUAUUUUGAUUGUUGAAGGCUUUCUGCUAUACAAUUAUGAGCCACUUAAUGAACUAUGGAGUAGAAGAUAUUUUUUGACCCUUCCUUACGAAGAGUGCAAAAGGAGAAGGAGCACCAGAGUCUAUCAGCCAGCAGAUACACCGGGUUACUUCGAUGGACACGUAUGGCCUAUGUAUCUGAAAUAUAAAAGUGAAUUGGAAGAGAAUGCAAGUAACAUUGUUUAUUUGGAUGGAACAAAAUCCCAAGAGGAGCUUUUAUCCAGUUUGUAUAGUGAUAUAAUACAGGAAUUAAAAAAGCUGAGGGAAGAAAAUCAGCAGGUCACAGUAUGAUAACAUAGAAAGCUUGGGUUCCGUCUGAUGCAAAUUGAAAGCCCCAAGACUGUCAUAUUUGGCAAGCCAACCAACUGAGCAGAUGUUAAUGUAUGUUUAUAAUACUCAUUCAGAGAAUACAAGUAGAUUUGUAGUGAUUAUUGAGUCUGUAAGCCUCAGGUAUUGUUGAGUAAUAUCAACACUGCAUUAUUAUUGAGAAUUUCUUUAAUCAGUCAUGCUUUGGCUGACCUUUGUUUGAAUGUGUACAUUUUACAGAAUAUAAACAUAUUUUUGUAUACAAAACUAAACUAGAAAGAUGCAGUUCUUUUGUAUUAAUAAACAUAUUUGAGCAUGGAUCAGUACAAUUUUAAAUGUUCAUAUACAAAGGACAGUGAUUAAUUUUAUGAGCUUCUAAUCACCAAUAAGCAUGGUUAGAUGAACUGGUUGUAUGUUGUGGCAGCAGUAAGUUGAAGAUGGUAUGAAGUGUUACACUGCUUACUCAGUAACAGAAGCUGUUAUUGAAUAUAUAACUGAACUUACUUGCUAAACACCUCUGGUGUUUGCCAAGUAAUUUUUAAUUUUUAUGUUGUGUGUUGGUUUGAGCAGUUAGGAGUGGGUAUUUAAAAAAAUCCAAACAAACCUGAAGAGAAGUCAGGUUGUUGGGAAAAGAUGGGGGAACAAUAUGGAGGCUAGAAUACAGAUGCAUUGCUAAUAACAUCAAGUACAUGUACUGUGUGAAAAUCAAGGACUGGGGUGGCACAGACUACUACAAUAAAUGUGCGCAUCAGGGAGGAGGAAGAGGGAAGAAAUAAUUCUGGUUAAUAGUCAUAGCUCAGGUUGAAAUUACAGUAACAAAUGUAUUCAGAAAGCAGCCUGUGAAAUGAAUGUUGAAGCUUUUUUGUAGAAUUUGUGUAUUUAGAUAAAAUAGAAAACUGGAAAGUUUAAUCAUUUAUGGUGGCUGAAUAAUUUAUGAACUCUUACAUUUUCUUUGAAAACUUACCAGCUAGAAUAGAAAUCAAGCCACAGACAUGAAAAGCAAACAAUGGCUAUAUAUAUAUAUAUGGGCUAUAUACUCUGUGUCAGCUGAACUGAUCAGUGAUUGAAAUGUAAUGCUUUAUUGUUAACAGUAUUAAGGGUCCUAAACCUGUAUAUAUAAAGAGUUUGUUAAAAGAGUAGAGCUGUGUGAAGCUUCUGUUUCAGACAAAGUGCUUCCAAGUACUAUUUUGUAUUAUAAUUUUGCAGUAAAAAUACUUCAAGAUAGAUUUGA
Messenger RNA from Pezoporus occidentalis (night parrot), 2931 nucleotides. RefSeq names its product nicotinamide riboside kinase 1 (gene NMRK1). Bases 1056 to 1685 code for a protein of 209 amino acids. Gene Ontology annotation, cellular component: cytoplasm. The record is from RefSeq and is a predicted model, not a curated record. The transcript is spliced from 9 exons. Gene Ontology annotation, molecular function: ribosylnicotinamide kinase activity. Lineage: Eukaryota; Metazoa; Chordata; Aves; Psittaciformes; Psittacidae.